Molecule: messenger RNA, 3977 nt
Organism: Perca fluviatilis (European perch)
Lineage: Eukaryota; Metazoa; Chordata; Actinopteri; Perciformes; Percidae
Gene: rnf26
Product: ring finger protein 26
Exons: 1
Coding region: 539-1888 (449 amino acids)
Biological process (GO): ubiquitin-dependent protein catabolic process; protein ubiquitination
Molecular function (GO): ubiquitin protein ligase activity
Source: RefSeq, a predicted model, not a curated record
GCCAAUAAAACUAAAGAAGAAGAAGAAGCGGAAAAACAAAUAUGGAUGCUACAGUAUCAACGCUAAAUCCAAAUCACACGUCGAAGCUUUUCGUGUGUUUUUCUCCGUCUCUCUUGAUUUCGCCUGACGUCUUUUACAGAUUACAUAUUUUGUAAACUGAUUGUUUAACAAGUGAAAUGUUUCUGAACGGAGAGACGAAACGAAACCCGGAAAAUAACCGGAAGUAUCCGUCUCGGGUUUGAAACUAAACAUCCGCCAGUGUAACGCGUGUGUUUACUAUGAUCUAAGCUCGUCGUUUCAGCCGAACAAAUACGUGGACAAUAUGGAAAGUAAUUUCAUCGUCCUUUUAACGGAACGAGGAAGGGUGUACUGUUUCGCCUGACACAAAGGACAAGCACACAGUCUGAACAAGAUGUAGCUAACGUCUGAGUAUGUCGCCCUGAACGAACGAACGAACAAACAAACAAGACAUGGACUUUGUCGUGGAGGCAACCUGAGAGAACCGAGAGGUCAAUCAUCGAGUUGAAGAUCCAUUACCAUGGGUUUGGUGAACUUUGUUAUCUCCACUGUAGCGAAAUGCCUGGACGCCGUCUGCUUACUGCUAGACCUGAAUUUUGUCGUCGUCCACAGCGUGGUGCGGACGACCCUGGCGGUUAUCACCUUUGUAACCAGCCUGCCCACCCUCCUCCUCAACUCAGUGGCAGAGUUGGGGAACUUAACCGUGUUUAGCUUGAUGUCCCUGGCAGAGGCGACGUCCAACGUAGCCCACGGUACCGUCACCAUGCUGGGGAGCUUGGUGCUGGCUCUGGAGGGGCUGGUGGAGAGCCUGAAGAUGGUGGGUUACCUGUCCAUGCACGUCCUGCUUCGUGGGAAGGAGCACCUGUGUCGAGGUCUUCUGUCGGUGCUUGAGGGCUGUGGCAUCGCUGUCAGCCUGGUGGUCUAUUUCACCAACACCGUGGUCAACUUUGCACUCAUUGCAACGCAGAACAUUUACUCCGUGGUGGUCGGCGUGUGGCAGACGGUCUCCAGCCCACUGCAGAAGGUGCUGGAGUUCGUGCUGACCUCCUUCACCUUUCUGUACAGCAGCCUGGCUGGGACUUCGGCUUUCCUGUGGUCCCCCUGUAAACUGAUGUUGGACUUUCUGGUCUCGCUGGUUCAUAUGUUUGUUAGCAUCUUCAUAUUGAACGUCUAUGGCCUUCUGCUCACUGUAACUAUUGCUCUAACUACCACCGCCUACCUGAAUCCAGAGCUGGCCCGACAGGCUACUGUGCGAAUUGUGGAUUACGUUAACUCUUUUCCUGCCUUGCACAGACUUUAUCUGACUCUGCACCGCCUCGCUUCAGCCUUGCGGAGCGCCCCAUAUUUUGUGCGCGGUGCCAUGCGCCACCUGCAAAGAAUACUCCAUCACCUCUACCUGCUAGAGAGAAGACUUUGGCAGCAGCUGCCUCGACUCAGCAGCCAGCUAGGUCUGGCUGUGAGGACACAGCUCAACAGGGACAACAACAACCGAGUACGCGGCGAUGGCGACCCUGGAGAGGAGAGGCGGGACCCACCAGAUGGAAGAGCAGGGGAUGGAGCCCACCAGGAGCUGCUGGAUUUAGUUUUCCCCUCAUCAAGCACAGACAGACCACUUAAGAAGCAGUCGUCUUCAGGCAAAGACAGUAAACCUUUGCCUGCCGAGAAUCUGCUGACUCUACUGAAGGAGCAGGAGGACAGAAAGAAGUGUGUGAUCUGUCAGGACUGUACCAAGACGGUGGUGCUGCUGCCAUGCAGGCACCUCUGCUUGUGUAAAGACUGUACAAACAUCCUGUUGAGGCAGCCCAUUUACCAACAGAACUGCCCGCUCUGUCGGCACAUGAUCCUCAACACUAUGGAUGUGUAUCUAUGAGGGACCAACGGAAGUGGAUCUGUGGGUGUCGGACCACAUAGAACAGCCUAUCAGUAGCUAUAGUUAAAGUUUUACCGCAACUAAAAUCAUGUUGUGGGGCUUGUGUUUUUGUUACUAGGUUGUGUUAAAACAUAAGUCUGGUAAUAUUUUACAAUUUUGUUGCAAUCAACAAAUCCCAUGAUAAGACCAAAGGGACAAUUUAUUCUGUCUCUUAAUACUAUCCCGCCCCUUUACCCUGACGGUGGCACUCAGCCCCAAGCCUGUUCAUUUACACGGAAGAUAUAGAUCUUUAAAAACGGCACACAAAUGUUAUUUUAAAUUUUGCUUUACUCAGACGGUGUAAAUGGGUAGGUUUGGACUACACAGACAGUACUUGUUAGUAGGGUAAAUUCGUUGUUGGUUCUGGAUUUACUGGAAUUCAUGGGAUAUAUUGUUUGUUAUUCAAAAAUAAAGAAUACCAUACAACUUAUGUUAUAACAUUUGGUUUCAGAUCUGUGAACCUUUUGAGAACAGUUUAGAAAAGAAAUGCUAAGGAAAGCACAUAGUGUCCCAGUUCCAUCUGACAUACUAACCGUAUACAGUAUGUACUAUAUACUAAUCUUUAUAGUGUGCUGUUUUGCAGAACAGUAUACAAGAAAUCAACAGUAUUAACAGUUUCAACUAAAGGAAUAGGAGAUGAUAUAAUACUUGUGGCAUUGGAUGUUAAUCAAACUACAACAUUAAAAUGUCCCUACCCAAUAAGAACGGUUUCCCAACCAUCCACAAUUUAACGUUUUUAUUUUUUUUUUUCAGCUGUGAGCAAUUCUUGCAUGUUCUUUGUGCAUUGCGAAAGAAAAGUGUCCUUUAACAGUACAGUACACUCAAAAAGCAGGUGUUUUUUUUUUUUGUAUGUAUACUGACUGUUUUGAGUUUACUUUUUGGUCGCGCGUGAACACACAACACACUUAAAUCCCGCUUAGAAUGACUUUGUAGUAUGGAUUUGGGACACAGCUGCAGUCUCUGUUUUGCGUCUUAAGAUGCACCUGUUUAGAUAUUCCAGUAUUGCCACGUUGAGUCUCAGGUCUCGUAGCCAUUGAAACCCGCCAGUGCCCUCCCUGAUGCUGAAAUGUUUACCACCGCUCAUGUCUUAUAAUGUUGGGCUUUCAGUGGGUCAAGCUGUGAAGAAGACAAAACAAACACUGUGCUUUAUUGCAUGAGCAUACAAAUGAUUCCACACAUGCUGUAUGUAUGAACGCUGUAUGUGUAACAGUGCAUUCAAAGCAACACCAUGACUUUUGUUCUGUUGUAAAAAAGCUUUUACCAUUUAAAUAUGCUUCUGUAAAUGAUGACCACUUCUCAUAGAGCCAUGUAAAUAAGUUUUCUGUAUUUAAGGAAACUGACUUGUAAUUUUCCAGUCAGGUCUGAUGAAAUACAACUUUAUUCCAUUUAUUUGUUCUAUUGAUAGGGCUUAUUCCAGUCUUCCAUCAGAUGCACAUUACAGUCACCACCAUCACAAAAUCGAUAAAAGGUUUUCCCUUUCCUUUGUCAUUGUAAUAAAACAUAAUUUCUGUUGUGUAAAAGGACCAUAAACUAAUAAGGCUUUACAAUUUAAUUUGCUAUUGUUCCUCUUUUGUUUUGAAGCUGAAGUGCUGAUAUUGAUCAGUGUUUAAAGUUUACAGGGUGUAUUUGUUACCCUUACUUAAUGCUUUACUGUUGGUGGGUGGUGUGUCCUUUUUUUAUUCCUAAAAUAAUUUGUAUGAUUUGAAGAAAUUGGAUUUCUGCAUUGUUUUUGUUUUGCUAUGUUAUACCAAUUACUGACAUUAUUAUUUUCCCUACUACAGCAACAGAUAUUAAUGAAAGUGGUCUGAAUCUCAGUUUUUGAUAUGGUUGUAAAUGAUUUCUAGAGAGACCAGACUGUACUCAUUAAAGACUAGACUAUUCCUCUAAGGUAUUCCUAAAACACUACUGGAAUUCCUAAUUUAAGAUUGCAGAUUGCAGUGGACCAUCAUCUGUUGUUACCUGCAGUUUGUAUGACACAAUGUGGGACGAUGGGAUUUGAAGACAUGAAUGUAACAUUUUUUUUCUUUUUAAAUAAAUACUAUGGCUGCCA